Brassicogethes aeneus is the source of this 867-nucleotide messenger RNA. NCBI's taxonomy places the organism in Eukaryota, Metazoa, Arthropoda, Insecta, Coleoptera, Nitidulidae. The record is from the annotation of a GenBank genome assembly.
AAACGUCCUUAAAUCUUGAGAACUCAAAAUGGGCAACGCCUUCAAUUCGGACUGGAUAGGAGACUACCCUUUCUCGGGCUUCAAACUAAGAUACUACCCAGAUGUGACCCCGUGCCCUUUCGAGGACGCCCCCAGCCCCAAAACCGAGAAAUAUUACGCCACGGACGGCAGAAAGGCGCGAGAGAUGCGCGCUUUGGAGGAAGAGAUGCGCAGUGCGAAGUUACCGCUGGAAGAUCGCGACUUCUGCGCGCAUCUCCUCUUGAAGUACAUGGCGUGCAGAAAGGAGAAGUUCCCGUUCGUCGUGUUUUGUUCGCACGAAAAGCACGUGUACUUGAACUGCAAAUACGACGAUUUUUUGAUAAGGAUGAAGGAGUACGAGAGGGAAAGAAGGCUGAUGGUGAUCGAUAAGAGAAAAAAGGAAUGUGAGCGGGGGAAAUAGUAAAAAAUGUAUCAAGAAUAUUCUUCUGUAAUAUGUUAAGUGUUAUGUUAAUCAUUAUGUAAAACUUUACGCAGGCCCUUAUUUGAUAUGGAUCUAACCCUUGUAUGUAGACAACAAAUAAAUAAUACUUAAACUCAAAUCAAAUUUAAACACAUAAAAAGAAAAAUUAUGCAAAGCCAAUAAACGAUUCCACGAAUUAACAUUUAUGUUGAUAUAGAACCGAUCUUUACCGAACAAACUCGACGACUGUGCUAAACGAAUGCAUAAAAAAUAAAGUUAUAACCUCGAUUUUACGUAUCAUUUCCUACUUGUGCACGUGUUGGCGCAGGUAAGCUCUUGCUCUUGUUUUUCCGCUCACUCGAUUCUAUUAAUACCAACAGAAACAUGAAUUAGACACUAGAAAUAGUGACUGUGUGCUUUUUAUAACG